AUGAAAGUAGUGACAACUUCCGGAACAGAACCGAACGUCCCAAAGCUGUCAAAUCCAAGUCAAAUAAAGCUUCUAAAACAUGCAGCUGAUGUAUACACACUAGCACUAUAUAAUGAUUUUGAAACAGAGUAUGAGUGGGCAAUGACAUCCUUUUUACGAGCAUUUGCAAUAGAAAACUCAGAGCUGAAGUUGUUUGAAGUCUCACCAGAAGAAGAUUUCAGCAAUUCACAUACGGUAGCAUACGAUCAGGCUACAACAGAAUUAGUGUGCUCAUGUCAAUGCUUCACAGAGACGGGGAUGCUUUGCUUUCACAUCAUAAGGGUCAUGCACAUGUUCAGCAUAUUUCAAAUCCCAGAACAAUAUAUCCUUAAGAGAUGGACAAGACUUGCAAAGUCAGCAGUAUGGGAGAAUGUUCAAGCAGACAAGGACCAAAACCAAAAUGCACUGUUAUGGACACCAUGGAGACAUGCAAUAACCAAGAAUUUCUACAACCUAGUGUCAAUAUGUCAAUCAAAUGAGGAUGCAAGAGAAUUAUGUGACAAGUCGCUGAAGGAAUUAUACAAAUCGGUAAAAGAAGUUUUCAAGACCGAUCAACAAAAACAACAAGAAAUCGAAGACGAAGAACUACGAAGACAGACAGUUGAAAAUCCUGAGGUGAUAAAGACAAAAGGAAGACCCCCAAAGGGAAACAAGAGAGUAAAAGGACAUUUUGAGAAGCGUAAAAUGAAGACAAGGCAUCUGAAUGAAUAUGGAACAAAAACCCCAGAUGCACCUGAAGUUGAAUAG
Beta vulgaris subsp. vulgaris (sugar beet) is the source of this 786-nucleotide messenger RNA. RefSeq names its product protein FAR1-RELATED SEQUENCE 3-like. Bases 1 to 786 code for a protein of 261 amino acids. Gene Ontology annotation, molecular function: zinc ion binding. Gene Ontology annotation, biological process: regulation of DNA-templated transcription. The record is from RefSeq and is a predicted model, not a curated record. The transcript is spliced from 2 exons. Lineage: Eukaryota; Viridiplantae; Streptophyta; Magnoliopsida; Caryophyllales; Amaranthaceae.